AGGGGGCGGAGCGCCACGUCAGUCAGUGACAGGCAGCUUCCCCGGGCCAGCGGGACCGUUGCAAUGGAGAGUGGCGACCGGCUCGGUGGCUGAGUUGAGGCUCCCUCAGCCUGGAAACACUGCUGAGCCCUGAGUAGGUCGGACUGGGAGAUUCUGGACAAUCAUUCGAACAGCAGGAGAAGGAGGAAGAGGAGCAAGGCCAUGAGUGAGCUCUGCUUGUGCCUGUCCUUCCUGAGGAAAGCCCUGCUCACCCUUACCCUGGUGCUCUUUUAUUAUUGCUUCUCCAUCGGGAUCACCUUCUACAACAAGUGGGUGAUGAAGAAUUUUCAUUACCCUAUCUUCAUGACUUUGGUUCACCUCAUCAUGAUCUUUGUAUUCUCUGGAAUAAGCCGAACACUCACUUCGUGGUAUACUGGCAAUUCACGCACCUGUCUGUCAUGGAAAUUAUAUAUGACGAAGGUUGCUGCCACAGCCUUUGCAACUGCCUUAGACAUUGGACUGUCGAACUGGAGCUUCCUGUUUAUCACAAUCUCACUGUACACAAUGACAAAAUCAACUGCCAUCUUAUUUAUUUUAUUCUUUUCAGUUGUAUUCAAAUUGGAGAAAUUGCGGCCAUGGUUGAUCAUGGUAAUCUUGUUAAUAGCUGGAGGCCUCUUCAUGUUUACGUACAAGUCAACCCAGUUUAACAUGGAGGGAUUCAUACUAGUAUUGGUUGCAUCCUUCCUUGGAGGGAUACGGUGGACGCUGACACAGAUUCUUACCCAAAAGGCAGACCUAGGUUUACAGAAUCCCAUUGACACCAUGUACCAUCUCCAGCCGCUGAUGUUUAUUGGCCUUUUCCCACUGUUUGUAUUCAAUGAAGGACUAAGUCUGUCUGCCUCAGAGAAACUGUUUCGUAACCAUGAGAUGUCGACUUUGCUGCAUAUGAUGCGUGUAUUGGCUGCAGGGGGAUUUUUGGCAUUUGGACUGUGCUUCUCUGAAUUCCUAUUGGUUUCUAAAACCUCCAGCUUGACCCUAUCUGUAGCAGGCAUUUUUAAGGAAGUGUGCACACUGGUUCUUGCUAGCCAUGUGAUGGGUGACCAGUUAAGCACGUUAAACUGGCUAGGAUUUGCAAUGUGUCUCUCUGGAAUCUCUCUACAUGUUGCACUUAAAGCCAUUUAUUCCGAAGAUUCCUCCAAAGACAAAAGGUUGGAUAAAUUCCAUGAUAUGACAAUGACAGAUGUUGAUAUGGAACUACUGCUCAGGAAUGGACAGGCAAAUGAGGACAGUGAAAAAGAAGAUGUCAUAUAUCAGUAAUGACUCAUUGUGUCUAUUCUAUAUAGGAUCCCAAGGUUCUGCUUCAUAUGGUUUACAUUUGCUGUGCAAAGGUGUGCCUGUAUUAUGCUUGAAACUUUGUGUCUAUGUAUUCCAGUCCAUGACUGGAACUAGUUAGAUUGACACCUAUUGCUUUAAGAAUGAACUCAUCCUUGUGACCAAGUGUAAGGAUUAGGAUACCAGUGAAGCAUCAAAUACAUUUCCAUGUUGUCACUAGCAGGUGUGGAAUUUUUGUACGACUGUUUGAACUGUGGAAAAGGACACCCACCUGCUCACUAUUGGAUUUGGACCCUCCAAAUUUGGUUUGUUCUUGGAGAGAAUAUUUUGAGCUGUACAACACUGAGAAAAAAUACUGCAGUUAGUGUUUUGAAGUGGUGAAUUAAGGGUUUUGUACGAGAUUUAUUGGACAAUAUUGAAAAAUAUUGACCCAUGUGAUUUUUUUCUUUUUCUGUAAUCUGUUGAUACCAAUACGAAGUAAGUCUGGUAGCAACACUGAUUUUAAUAGAAAUGUGCAUACCUACCUAAUUGUCAGGAAAAUAACAAAAAAACCCCACUGUGACUGAUGUAUGGAGAGCAAAUUAUACAGCUAUAAAGAAUCCAUUCUUUAUCAUAAGGCUAUAAUCAAGAAUCAAUGGAGUUGUCUUCUUUUAAUGGAACUUAAGAUUGAUUUGAUUUGACCUUAUGUUACCCUAAUUUCUCUCUCAUAACGUCCCCUAUUUACAUGGAGAAAAUGAACUAGAAAUCAGUUCAGAAAUGUUUAGCAAAAAAGCACCCUCACUCUUUAUAUUCUGACAAUGGGCUCAAAGCCCAGGUGUAUGUAACAUAAUUAGAAACCAGGAAAGUGCUGAUUUAUAUGUGAAAAAUUGCAGUUAGUGUUUUAAAAUAUGUGAUUGAUAUGGUUUCCUUGUUACAUUUACAAAUCUACAUUUCUCUAUUUUGUAAUUAAACACUGCAGUAAAGCCCCAUAAAUAGCACAUGGAAUACACUGUACUCUUGCACUCGAUUGUCCACUUGCUCAAUUUAUUUGACCAAUUCCCGCCCUAUGUUUUUCCACACAUUUGCCUUCUUGAAGAUUCAGUUCCACAUAUUCUCUAUCAUAUGCUUAAAGUAGCUAAAUCUAAACUAAGUGUACAGCUUCCUUCUUCCAAGUUUGAGCCUCUGGUCCUAGAGCUUAUGGUAGUGUUUAACAUAUCAGAGAUUCAAUUCAUGUAUUCCCUCAAGAAUCUUGAAUAAUCUCCUCAUGUAUUGAGAUGCCUGUCUGUUUCUUCCUAAACUGCCCAGUGUGCAGAUGGUAUCAGGAUUAUCCUUGAAGGUACGUGCUUUAGAUCCUACCUCCUCAAACUCUUUCUGAAAGAUCCCCAUCUUGCUCUUUUCUGUGUCACUGAUUUCUUCCAGUGCCUGAUUCAUUUCCCUCUUAGAGACAUAGAAUGGUUACAACACAAAAUUCAUGUCCAGGCUGGCUUUCUGCAAGAGCAAUUCAGCUACUUCCACACCCUGCUCUUUCCUCUCAGCCAUGCAAGUUUGAAAAAAACCUUCAGGCCUCAAUUGUAACUGCCUCCACCACACUUUCAGGUAAUGCAUUCCAGAUCCUAAGCACUCAAGUUUUCCUUAUGUUGUCUUAGGUUUCCUUUUCAAUAGUUUUGCCACUUAUUUGGCUAUGUCCUUUACUCUGUCAUCUGAGAGUCAACCUUCCAGUCAUGAUUCUUGUCAAGGCUACAAAAUGGGCUUAAUUAUAGAAUCCUCCAUAUUACCAUUUUCCUGAUUUAUUAUUAGAGUCUUUGGUUUGCCUCGUGUGGAGCCCCUUUGUUCCUUGGUGUUCUUGACUACCUUCCCAUGUACCACCAUUUUUGUUUUCAUCAUGACUGUUGGGGACAGUAUGCUGGUGCAAUAAUCCACAGGUGAUCAUGUACAGGACCUCUAUGCCACCCCUUAUAGGCAGUUGCUCAAAUUCCUUCCCCUGCUUUGCUAUUCCUUCUCUAUCUAUGGUGUAAUGACCCUCUCUAAUGUGUCUUCAUGAAAUCCUCUGUGUAUGUUGCUGAAUGCAUUCAUUUGGCACUCUACUGUUAGGGCAACACAACUCUGAGCCUCCUUAUAUUAUGCACUUAUUUUCCUGGAUACUUUACAGAUUCAGAACAUACUACAUUAUGUAUGCCAUAUCACUAGCCAAACUCCUGAUCUGGCAUUACUUCGCUGCUAACUCCUUUGGUAUUCCAGACAAAAUUAAUUGGAACUAACUGUCACUUUGGAGAUUUGGACCAUCUUUGUCUCUGCACACAAUUCCUGCUCAGGCUCAACUGACACUUUACCUUCUCUCAGCAAAGACAAGCUCUGCCAAUGGUUGAUUCAGUUGACCUUUCAGUUCAAGAAAUCUGUCCCAGCACAAAUGUGUUCAGUACCAAGAUUUACUUGAUUACUCCCAGAAAAACUUACUCUUAGCCAGCCCAUUAAUAAGGACUGCACAAGCAAUUUAAAUUAAUUCUACUUUUAAUAUAAAAACACAGCUCCUGUGGAAAUAAGGUACUGUAUUAACUUUUGAGAAUACCAGAGUUUUUUACACCUGGUGAAGCAGGAUUCAGAUUUAAUUAAAUUGGGCAAAAAUUUAACACAUUUUAGUCAGCAUCUGCAUAGAUUGCUACAACCCAACUAUAAAAGCAGGAAUCAGCUGAUAUGGAAGUAAUCAGAUUAUUUAGAUAUUUCGGGAGAGUUGAUUUAUUUUUCAGAUGAACAAGCAAUAAGAAUUGAAAUCGAGAAUUGUUCCAACUUUUCUCCUGGAUUCAAAUGCAAGUUGCUGAUUAUGGGAGUUUGAUAUAUUUUAGAUUAUGUGAUACUUGCAAGUAGAGCUGGAUCCAUACAGUUGGAUUUCAAGAUGAUCCCUUAUUGGGGGCUUGGGUGUAGCAAAAUGAACAAGUAAUGCAAGGGUACUGAGCUUUUUAUUUUAGGUCACCUUUAUCCCAUGAAUGCAAGCAGUCUUCAGUUGAGAGCUUUUAAUGAAAAGUUCCACCUAACUCAUUUGGCUUUUGGUCUCUGUCUCCUUUUAUCCUCUUUCUCCCUCCCCUUCCCUCCCUUUUUCUCUCUCUCCCUCUUUCCCCCUCCAUUAGUGUUUCUCUCCCUCUCCCACCAUUUCCUUCUGUCUUUCUCUCCCUCUUCCUCCAUCUCACUCUCCCUCUGUCCCAUUCUCUCCUGCUGUCUUUCCGUGUCUCUCUUCCUGAUGUUCUCUGAUCACUGAUGAUCUGUAUAUUUGUUUUAAUUUCAGGAAAUUAAACUUUACUCUCUUGUAACAGCUGUGAAAUAUUUUACUUAUUAAAUCACGUGAUUUUAAUUAA
Messenger RNA from Carcharodon carcharias (great white shark), 4637 nucleotides. It is a transcript of the gene slc35h1, whose product is annotated as solute carrier family 35 member C2. The record is from RefSeq and is a predicted model, not a curated record. The transcript is spliced from 9 exons. Bases 202 to 1296 code for a protein of 364 amino acids. Gene Ontology annotation, molecular function: antiporter activity. Gene Ontology annotation, biological process: UDP-glucose transmembrane transport. Gene Ontology annotation, cellular component: cis-Golgi network; endoplasmic reticulum-Golgi intermediate compartment; Golgi apparatus. NCBI's taxonomy places the organism in Eukaryota, Metazoa, Chordata, Chondrichthyes, Lamniformes, Lamnidae.